Thunnus maccoyii (southern bluefin tuna) is the source of this 5665-nucleotide messenger RNA. It is a transcript of the gene nrp1a, whose product is annotated as neuropilin 1a. Gene Ontology annotation, biological process: vascular endothelial growth factor signaling pathway; axon guidance; angiogenesis. Gene Ontology annotation, molecular function: semaphorin receptor activity; vascular endothelial growth factor receptor activity. Bases 1972 to 4806 code for a protein of 944 amino acids. Lineage: Eukaryota; Metazoa; Chordata; Actinopteri; Scombriformes; Scombridae. Gene Ontology annotation, cellular component: membrane. The record is from RefSeq and is a predicted model, not a curated record. The transcript is spliced from 25 exons.
AAAUAAGAUAGUAAGCGGCAAACAGACUGAUGCAGUCAUUGUCUAUCAUGCGACAGUGAAACUUAAAAGGACAAGCGUCUGUAAAACAAACUCUUAGCUAAGUUAACUGUGAAGCUUGCAGCACUGUGGCCUCACAACAAAUAAUAUCUAGAAAGUUAGUAACGUCACUUAAGGCUGGAAUGCAGUGAAAGCAAUUACAAAAACAUUGUCGACACAUGCCUGCGUCAUAGGCUACCCCGUAGCCUACUCAGUCACUACUGUUGCGGCUGUAAAAUGGUAGAUAAACUGCGCGAGUGUCACACAGCCGCCGCGAAAUGACUCGUUUCACUAUCUGAAAAUGAUCCAUUAGGUCCGAUAACAUUUGGAAUGUCUAGAAGAGCCGCACGAUUCAAUUAUUUUUAUCCCCAUUCAAGUUAGCAGAGGGCUAACCGGAAGUUAGCCAGCUUGGCCGGCGGAAGUCUCUGAGUGUACAUUUAAACAGUCAGCGCGGGAAUGUCUUUCCCGACAUGAGAUUUAAAAACGCCGUAUACUGAGAAAUACAGAGAGAUUUAUCUGGCCGUGGUAUGCUUAAUCUGCAUUGUAUGAAGUCGUUUGGCAAGGGCUUGAAUGUAACGGACGUUCAUUCAUAAGUAAAAGUUCUGCACUGCAGGUUUAAAUGAAACACCCGGGAGACUAAGCUGGCUAACGUCAUUUUUCCAGUGUUGCCGUAUGAUAACUAGCCAGCAACUGAGUUUUGUCAACAAACCAACCAAAUGACCAACAGCAACAGUGCAGUUCUAUGACAUGGAUACUUCAUCUCCAUGAAAUUAAAGAAAGAAGAAAGCGGGCUUUGACAUCAGAUAACGUCAGUGAUGGAAACCCAGCUGGUGGGACAGAUAGAAGGCAAAGAGGAGAAGUUUCGCUCUUCCCUAUAGGAUCCUGGGGGAGGAGUUCAGGGCCCUCUUAGGAGUAUGUGACACCUGUUCUGGCUGGAUUUCAACCUAAAGGGAGUCACCAUACACAGUAAGCUGACCAGAUGCCAAAGCCAAUCUCACUCAGACUCCUGUCCAUACUCUCAGAUCCUAUUUGGAUGACUGCCACUGAUUCCCUGCACGUCAACACAGCAUCAGUUGCCUGGAAACCGAGUAUGACGAAGACAUGUGAAGAGGCAGAAAACACCUUCUGACACAAAGCUUUCAACCAGAUGUUGGCUGCAGGAAUUUGCUCCCAUUCAGCAACAAAAGCAUCAAUGAGGUCGGCCACUGAUGCCAGGUGGUUGCAUGGCUCGCAGUCAGUGUUCCAGUUCAUCCCAAAGGUGUCGGAUGAGGUUGAGGUCAGAGCUAUGCAGAGCUGGGCCUCUAUUUGUCUACACCUGUCUCUUCUCUCUCUCUCAGUCUCUGUCCUGCUGCAUCUCUUUCCCUUGCUGUCUGUCUCUAUUUGUCUCCGUGGACAGGUUGGAUUCUCUGAGGGCUGCACUCCGACAUGGUGAAAUGGAGUUAGUUUGUUCCUGCAGCGACGACGGCACUUUGCAGUCAGGAUAACAACUCCAGAUAUUGACGGAGAGCAGGGAAAGGACUUCAGGGGUCACCGUGAGCUGUCAGGAAGGAGAGAUAAAUUAAUAAUCCCCAUUGGACUUCCCUUUAGCGACGCUGAAGCAUCUUGCCAAGGAUUACCUCCCACCAGGGCUUCGUUUGACGGAGUAAGGACGUAAAGGGAGUGGGGUCGUUUCUUCAUAUAUCGUGUGUGUGUGUGCUUUGGCUUCUUUGGAGAGGAUAUGGCACGGACGGCGCUUGAGAGAGGAGCGCAGCCGACAGAGGAGAGAGGAAACAGGAGCUGAAUGACAGGAUGCCAGCGACCUGAGCCCGCACUCAGCAGUUCCAAACUUCGUUAAAAGAGACACUUCUGCUUUAUUUGCCGAGUUAAGAGGAGAAAAGAAGAAUACUUACCAAAACCUUUUUUUUUGGAGGAGUUUAAUUUCGAAGUUUUUUUUGUAUGCGUAAUUUUAUUUUUUUUGGUGAUAAAACAAGGAUGCAUUGUGGAUUAGUCUUUAUCCUGUUCAUGGGAAUCCUCUUGGUGGCCAAGGCUUCAAAAAACGAACCCUCUUCACUCCCCCCUGCAGAUAAAUGUGGAGGCAACAUCAGAAUCUCAACCGCCAACUACCUCACCUCGCCCGGAUACCCCGUAUCUUAUCCCCCUUCUCAGAGAUGCGUGUGGGUGAUAACGGCGCCUGGUCCUCACCAGCGGAUCCUCAUCAACUUCAAUCCGCAUUUCGAUCUGGAGGACCGGGAGUGCAAGUAUGACUAUGUGGAGGUGCGAGACGGUGUGGAUGAGAGCGGUCAGGUGGUGGGGAAGUACUGUGGGAAGAUCGCCCCCUCUCCUGUCGUCUCCUCCGGAAACCAGCUCUUCAUCAAGUUUGUGUCUGACUACGAGACCCAUGGAGCAGGUUUCUCCAUCCGAUAUGAGAUCUUCAAGACAGGUCCUGAAUGCUCCAGGAACUUCACCUCCAACAGCGGUGUCAUAAAGUCGCCCGGCUACCCUGAGAAGUACCCCAACAACCUGGACUGCACAUUCAUGAUCUUCGCCCCGAAGAUGUCCGAGAUCAUUUUGGAGUUCGAGAGCUUCGAAUUGGAGCCUGACCCGACGCCUCCUACUGGCGUGUUCUGCCGCUACGACCGGCUGGAGAUCUGGGAUGGCUUCCCAGGAGUCGGGCCAUACAUCGGGAGGUAUUGUGGGCAGAACACACCGGGAAGGAUCAUCUCCUACACUGGCAUCCUGGCACUGACAAUCAACACUGACAGCGCCAUCGCUAAGGAAGGCUUCUCUGCCAACUUCACCGUCAUCGAAAGGACCGUUCCAGAGGAUUUUGACUGCAGCGACCCCUUGGGAAUGGAAUCAGGAGAGAUAACAUCAGACCAAAUCAUGGCUUCAUCCCAGUACAACCCCAGCUGGUCCCCAGAGCGUUCCAGACUCAACUACUAUGAAAAUGCAUGGACUCCAGCAGAGGAUUCAAACAAGGAGUGGAUACAGGUGGACCUUGGGUUCUUGCGGUUCGUUUCAGCCAUUGGUACCCAGGGCGCCAUUUCCCAGGAGACCCGGAGGGUUUACUUUGUCAAAUCUUACAAAGUGGACGUCAGCUCUAACGGAGAGGACUGGAUCACUCUGAAGGAGGGCUCCAAACAAAAGGUUUUCCAAGGCAACACCAACCCAACAGACGUUGCCAAGACAAUGCUGCCCAAACCCACACUGACACGCUUCAUCCGAAUCCGUCCUGUUACCUGGGAAACAGGCAUCGCAUUGCGCUUCGAGGUGUAUGGAUGUAAGAUAUCAGAGUACCCAUGCUCGGGCAUGCUGGGCAUGGUAUCAGGCUUGAUCACUGACAACCAGAUCACUGCGUCCUCCCACACCGACCGGAGCUGGGUACCGGAGAAUGCCCGCCUGCUGACCAGCCGGACAGGGUGGACCCUGCUGCCUCAGCCCCAGCCCUUUGUCAAUGAAUGGCUGCAGGUGGAUUUGGGUGAGGAGAAGCUGGUGAAGGGAUUGAUCAUCCAGGGAGGGAAGCACCGUGAGAACAAGGUCUUUAUGAAGAAGUUCCGCCUCGGCUACAGCAACAACGGCUCCGACUGGCGGAUGGUUUUGGACACCAGCGGGAACAAGCCAAAGAUAUUUGAAGGGAACAGCAACUACGACACUCCGGAGCUGAGGACGGUGGAGCCCCUGCUGACCCGUUUCAUCAGAAUUUACCCUGAGAGGGCCACCCCUGCCGGGAUGGGCCUGCGACUUGAGCUCCUGGGUUGCGAGAUUGAAGCUCCCACAUUCCCUCCUACCACAAUAGUCCCAAGAACUACUCCAUCUGAUGAUUGUGAUGACGACCAGGCGAGCUGCCACAGCGGCACAGGUGAUGACUACGAUGUGACAGGUAGUACCACGAUGCCAGACACCACUACCGCUGAAGUGGAUACCAUCCCAGCAUUUCUGUGGUUUGCCUGUGACUUCGGCUGGGCCACUGACCCGUCCUUCUGCAGCUGGACAUCAGAGGACACUGGCUCAAGGUGGCAGAUCCAGUCCAGCGGUACCCCCACCCUCAACACUGGACCCAACAUGGACCACACAGGUGGAUCAGGGAACUUCAUCUACACUUUGGCGACGGGUCCCCAGGAGACGGAGGUGGCUCGACUGGUCAGCCCCAUGGUCAACUCCCCUGACUCGGAUUUAUGUGUGUCCUUUUGGUACCACAUGUUUGGGGCGCAUAUUGGCACGCUGCAUAUCAAACAGCGCAAACAGACAGUUGAUGGACUGGCUGACAUCUUGCUGUGGACAGUCAGUGGUCACCAAGGGAACCGCUGGAGGGAAGGUCGUGUCCCUGUGCCACGCACGAACAAACCCUAUCAGGUGGUGAUUGAAGGGCUGGUGGAGAGAAAGAGCUGGGGAGACAUUGCUGUGGAUGACAUUAAGGUUCUCAAUGGCCUCAGCAUGACGGACUGUAAAGAUCCAGACGUACCCACUGAGCCAAUGUUACCAGAGGAUCACUUCAAUGAAAUCAUUGAGGAGAUCACUGAAUACCCAGACUUUGUGGAGACCAACCAGAUCAGCGGAGCAGGCAACAUGCUUAAGACGCUCGACCCAAUCCUUAUUACUAUCAUCGCCAUGUCCGCCCUGGGGGUUUUCCUGGGCGCCAUCUGCGGCGUGGUCCUGUACUGUGCCUGCUCACACGGAGGCAUGUCGGACAGGAACCUAUCAGCGCUGGAGAACUAUAACUUUGAACUGGUGGACGGUGUCAAGCUAAAGAAAGACAAACUAAAUGUACAGAGCUCAUACUCAGAGGCGUGAGGUGGGACUGAGUGCAUUCGUGUGACUGUAUGAUGUGCAGAGCUCGCAGAGCGUGCACAAGACUGGCUGUAGGCAUAUCCUCUCAUAUAUCCGUGAGUAGGCGGACUCAAAGGACUGCCAACGCCCUCAACUCGCUUGAUGAGGGACAGGUUCAGGAAACAAGGGGAGGUUUGGACUGAUCCACGCUUUUCUCAGGAGCUGCAGUAAAAAGAACCUACCAGUAGGGGACACUGUGUACAAAACAAAUACAGAAAAAAUAUGUACAGAUGAUUUAGAUGAUAUUUUAAUUUUCUAUUUUGAUUUUCAUUAAUUUUUACAAUCGGAUGCUGGUGUUGAGACCAAUUUAUUAAUAAUGUUUAAAGUAUUUAUCAUUUUCUGGGAAAGAAAUGUUUUUUUUAUCAUCAGUUCAUGAAGGCUAUUGUUUAUUUUCAAGUUUUGAAAGAGACGUAUCAAAAUCCUAAAUGAACCAUAUCCGGCAAAACUGUAGAUUUGCCUCAUGGCGUGGCAUACAGGGUGUGCCCAUAACCCAUCUCCCUGAUACAUGUACCCUUUCCCUUUUGACCCCUAUCACUCUAAAGUGAGGGUCCCAUUCAUGGCAAUGUAUGGUUCUGACAGUGCCUUUAGUACAUCUUGGUUGGCCUCCUCUGUUGAUCUGGGUGUUUUUUACUGUACUUGGCUUAAGUUAUGAUGACAGAAAACAGGGGCACAUUAUCUUAUAAAUACCUGCAAAACAGGAUCCAAUCUAUCACAGCGCUUUGUUUUGUUUUCGUUGUUUUCUGUCCAAAAUCCACACACUGUAAAUAAGUUUUAAUAUAUUUUAUUGCCCUUUUUAAAGAAAGUAAAAAGGAAAAAAGCUGCA